Molecule: messenger RNA, 847 nt
Organism: Guillardia theta CCMP2712
Lineage: Eukaryota; Cryptophyceae; Pyrenomonadales; Geminigeraceae
Exons: 2
Coding region: 213-788 (191 amino acids)
Biological process (GO): protein polyubiquitination; proteasome-mediated ubiquitin-dependent protein catabolic process
Cellular component (GO): nucleus
Molecular function (GO): protein binding; ubiquitin conjugating enzyme activity
Source: RefSeq, a predicted model, not a curated record
GUAGCCUCCUCUGACAGCAAGGCUCGUUGACUGUUGUCUCCCUUGCUGUUCCUUCCCGCCCAUACUGCGGAAGAAAGUCAAACUUCCAAAUCCUGGCCCCAAUCUUGCAGCCCAUCAAAGUCUCUCCUCUUUGUCUGUGAGAUCUCGAUUUCCUGUCUUCAUAUCAUUCUUUGACCUCCACCUCCCCGUCUCUCGGCCUUGCAACUGUUGAAAUGGAUCUUAAGAGAUUGAAGAAGGAAAGCGUCGAGCUGCAAGAGCCGAUUGAGAAGUGUGGGGUGACAGCUUCUCCCAUCAAGGAAGAUCUAAGUCACUGGAAAGGCUACAUCUUGGGACCUGAUGACACGGCGUAUGCUGGCGGGAAGUUCGAAAUUGACAUCGUCCUUACAUCAUCAUACCCGUUCGAGCCUCCCAAGAUGAAGUUCAAUACAAAGAUAUGGCACCCCAAUGUCAGCUCUCAGACUGGAGCGAUUUGUCUGGACAUUCUGAAGAAGGAGUGGUCGCCGGCCCUCACUAUCAAGACUGCUCUGAUAUCUGUACAAGCUUUGCUUGCAGCUCCAGAGCCAGACGAUCCUCAAGACGCCGUGGUUGCUCAAGAGUACAAGAGCUCCAUUGAGAAGUUUAAAGCCACUGCAAAGCUGUGGACCGAGCGAUAUGCCAAGGAAGGGAGCAUGGAGUCGAUUCAGCCGUUGUUGGACAUGGGGUUUUCAGAGGAGCAGGCAAAGGACGCCCUGCUUGAGGCUCGCGGAGACGUGCAAGCAGCUGUCGAGAAGCUUCUUAGUGGCGCAUAAGAUGUGCCCUGUUGAAAGAGCGUCAGGCGUUGCGAUCUGAAUGAAUUUCGUUCCACAGA